Maniola jurtina (meadow brown) is the source of this 6593-nucleotide messenger RNA. It is a transcript of the gene l(3)72Ab, whose product is annotated as putative U5 small nuclear ribonucleoprotein 200 kDa helicase. The record is from RefSeq and is a predicted model, not a curated record. Gene Ontology annotation, cellular component: nucleus. Gene Ontology annotation, molecular function: nucleic acid binding; ATP hydrolysis activity; ATP binding. Lineage: Eukaryota; Metazoa; Arthropoda; Insecta; Lepidoptera; Nymphalidae. The transcript has 42 exons. Bases 131 to 6568 code for a protein of 2145 amino acids.
AUUAGUAAAGAUGGCGGUAGCGGCAUAACCUCGUUGCAUUGUUUUUACGCAUUCUCUUUAUAUUUCAUUUGCAGAAAAUAAUCAAAAAGACAUUGGUGAAGUGAUUGUGAGUUUUAAAUAAUCCACCAGCAUGGCGGAUGCGGCUGCCAGACAGCUGCAAUACGAGUACAAAGCUAACUCAAACUUAGUACUCCAAGCAGAUGUGAGGCUAAUAGAGCGUCGUGGUCGGGAUGAGGCAACAGGAGAGGUGUUAUCUCUCUCUGGCAAGCUCACUGGCACACGCAUGGGCGACCGUACGCAGCGGACCAAGCCUGACAAAGCUGAGGAGAGGAAGGCCAAACGCCAGAAGCGUGACGAAGCAUCCUAUGAACUCUCCAAGUCCAAAUCCCGAGUGGCGUGGGCUGAUGACACCCCAGCUGGAGUGCUGUAUAGACCGAGGGCCCAGCAUACAAGACAUGCUUAUGAACUUCUGCUGGCGUUCAUGCAGAGUGCUCUCGGAGACCAGCCCAGGGAUAUUUUGUGUGGUGCCUGUGAUGAGGUUUUGGUGGUUCUCAAGAAUGACAAGUUAAAAGACCCGGAACGGAAGAAGGAAAUAGAAAUGUUGCUUGGACCCAUUCCUGAUGAAAGAUUCGCACUUUUAGUCAAUUUAGGUAAGAAAAUAACUGACUUCACAAUUAGCACGUCUACGGAAGGCAACACGGAGAUAGAUGAAACCUAUGGCAUCAAUGUGCAGUUUGAAGAGUCUUCCGAGGAAGAUGAUGAGGAUGCGUAUGGCGAGGUUCGUGAUGAGGACAAGGAGGAAGGCGACGCGACAGAUAACGAGGAGGGCAAAGAGAGCUCGGGCGAAGACAGCGACGGCGAGGGGAAGAAGAACGCCAUACACGCCAAUUUGUCAGAAGAACAGUCUCAGAAGCGUAGAGACACAAUCCUGCACCCCAUGGACAUAGACGCUUACUGGCUCCAAAGGAGACUAUCCAGACAUUUCCCUGACGCUAUGGUCUCACAGGCGAAAUCUUCUGAAGUUCUCAGAGCUUUGUCGGACGCAGCGGACGACAGAGACCUGGAGAAUAGACUAGUGUUGCUGCUCGGGUAUGACUGCUUCGACCUCGUCAAAGUGCUGAACAAGUACCGAUAUACCAUCUUGUACUGCACGAAGCUCGCGUCGUCUCAGUCUGAAAGCGAACGAGCGUCCAUUAGAGAAGAGAUGUCAAGACAACCGCACCUGCAGAAGAUUCUGGCACAACUGGACACUGGCAAAGGGGAUGACGAGACUAUGGAGCAGUCGGAGCAACCGCGCAAGCGUCACAAGUCGGGCCAGGAGCCCGCCGCCUGGGGCGGAACCGUGGGCGGCGCCAGGAAGGUGCUACAACUCGAGGAACUAGUGUUUGCGGCGGGCGCUCACUUCAUGGCCAACAAGCGGUGCCAGCUGCCGCCCGGCUCCUUCAGGAAACAACGGAAAGGUUAUGAAGAAGUCCACGUCCCGGCGUUGAAGCCCAAACCCUUUGAGGAAGAUGAGACCCUGUUGCCGAUAGAGAAGCUGCCCAAAUAUGUUCAACCCGCUUUCGAAGGAUUCAAGACCUUGAACAGGAUACAGAGUCGGAUAUCCAAAGCAGCUUUAGAAACAGACGAGAAUCUGUUAGUAUGUGCACCCACAGGCGCGGGCAAGACGAACGUAGCGCUGCUCAGUAUACUGCGCGAGGUGGGCAAGCACGUCAACGACGACGGCACGGUCAACGUGCACGACUUCAAGAUGAUCUAUGUCGCGCCCAUGAGGUCACUGGUACAGGAGAUGGUGGGCAACUUCAGCAAGCGGCUAGCGGCUUACAACAUGAAAGUCUCAGAACUGACCGGGGACCACCAACUGACGAGAGAACAGAUAGAUGCGACCCAACUCAUCGUUUGUACGCCUGAGAAGUGGGACAUUAUCACGAGAAAAGGUGGUGAAAGAUCUUUCACAAACCUGGUGCGUCUGAUCAUCAUCGAUGAAAUACACUUGCUUCACGAUGAAAGAGGACCUGUUUUGGAAGCUUUGGUCGCAAGAACACUGCGUACAGUGGAACAUACGCAGGAGGAGGUUCGCCUCAUCGGUCUCUCAGCCACGCUGCCGAACUACACAGAUGUUGCUGCCUUUUUGAGGGUCAAGCCUGAAAAGGGGCUGUUCUACUUUGACAACUCCUUCAGGCCAGUGGCGCUAGAACAGCAGUACAUCGGUGUGACAGAGAAGAAAGCGCUGAAGAGGUUCCAGGUCAUGAACGACAUCGUCUAUGAGAAGGCGAUGGAGCAUGCAGGGAGGAACCAGAUUCUAGUGUUUGUACAUUCGCGUAAAGAGACGGGGAAAACUGCGCGUGCCAUUCGAGAUAUGUGCCUUGAGAAAGACACGCUUGGACAGUUUCUUAGGGAAGGCUCAGCAAGCGUGGAGGUCCUCCGAACAGAAGCGGAGCAAGUCAAGAAUCCAGAAUUACGUGAACUGCUCCCGUACGGGUUCGCCAUACAUCACGCGGGCAUGAGUCGAGUGGACAGGACCCUGGUCGAAGAUCUGUUUGCUGAUAGGCAUAUACAGGUGCUGGUGUCGACAGCAACCCUAGCCUGGGGUGUUAACCUCCCCGCCCACACGGUCAUCGUCAAGGGAACACAGGUGUACAGCCCUGAGAAGGGCAGGUGGAGCGAGCUGGGCGCUCUUGACGUGCUGCAGAUGCUGGGGAGAGCGGGGCGACCGCAGUACGACACUAAGGGAGAGGGUAUUUUGAUCACCAACCACUCCGAGCUGCAGUAUUACCUGUCCCUGCUGAACCAACAGUUGCCCAUCGAGUCCCAGCUGGUGGGCAAACUACCGGACAUGCUCAAUGCGGAGAUAGUUCUGGGCUCAGUCCAGAGCGUGAGGGAUGCAGUCACUUGGCUAGGUUACACAUACUUAUACAUAAGAAUGCUUCGACAACCAGCACUGUACGGGGUCUCUCCGGAAAAGUUGCAAGAAGAUAAUCUGUUGGAGCUGCAUCGAGCUGACCUGAUACACACCGCUGCCAGCUUGUUGGACAAAGCCGGCCUAAUAAAAUAUGAACGCAAAUCCGGACACUUCCAAGCGACGGAACUAGGUCGCAUCGCCUCCCACUACUACUGCACCUACGAAACCAUGCAGAGCUACAACCAACUGCUGAAGCCGACUCUUGCUGAAAUAGAGUUGUUCAGGGUUUUCUCCCUCUCGUCGGAGUUCAAGCACAUCGCUGUAAGAGAUGAAGAGAAGUUGGAAUUGCACAAAUUGAUGGAGAGGGUCCCAAUACCAAUAAAGGAGAGCAUAGAAGAGCCAUCAGCAAAAAUCAACGUUUUGCUGCAGGCGUACAUAUCGCAGCUAAAACUGGAAGGGUUCGCCUUGAUGGCUGAUAUGGUGUACGUCACUCAGUCUGCUUGCAGGCUGCUGAGGGCUAUCUUCGAGAUUGUUCUGCACAGAGGCUGGGCGCAACUCGUCGACAAAACUCUGGCGCUGUGCAAGAUGGUCGACCGCCGCAUGUGGCAGUCCAUGUCGCCGCUCAGACAGUUCAAGAAAAUGCCGGAAGAGGUGAUCAAAAAGCUGGAAAAGAAGAAUUUCCCAUGGGAGAAACUAUACGAACUCGGGCCGAACGAGAUCGGCGAAUUAGUCCGAGCGCCGAAACUCGGCAAAAUGAUCCACAAAUACGUGCACCAGUUUCCGAAGUUGGAACUGAGCACGCACAUACAGCCCGUCACUCGCUCCACUCUACGUGUCGAGCUCACCAUCACUCCCGACUUCCAGUGGGAUGACAAGAUCCACGGGCAGUCAGAAGCGUUCUGGAUCCUGGUGGAAGACGUGGACUCGGAGGUCAUCCUGCAUCAUGAGUAUUUCCUGCUCAAGCAGAAGUACUGUCGCGACGAACACCAUGUCAAGCUGUUCGUACCCGUGUUUGAACCUUUACCCCCUCAGUACUUCCUGAGGGUGGUCUCCGACAGAUGGAUAGCAGCAGAGACUCAGCUGCCGGUUUCCUUCCGCCAUUUAAUCCUUCCGGAGAAGAACCUUCCACCAACAGAACUGCUGGAUCUACAGCCGCUGCCUAUAUCAGCCUUGCGGAAUGCCAAGUAUGAGGAAUUAUAUGCUGACACCUUCCCGCAGUUCAACCCUGUGCAGACUCAGGUGUUCAACGCGGUGUACAAUUCAGACGACAACGUCUUCGUGGGCGCGCCCUCCGGCUCGGGCAAGUCGGUGAUCGCGGAACUCGCGCUGCUGCGGCUGUUGUCUGUCAACGCGGCCGGCCGCGCGGUCUACUUGCUGCCCAGGGACGCGCUCGCGGACAUCGUGUUCGCGGACUGGUACCACAAGUUUGGCACCAAGUUCAACCUCAAGGUAGUGCAAUUGACGGGUGAAACGGCGACAGACCACAAACUGCUCAACAAGGGGCAGAUCAUCAUCACCACCGCUGAAAAAUGGGAUGUGCUUUCCAGAAGAUGGAAGGUUCGCAAAAGCGUCCAAAGUGUCUCCCUUUUCAUUGUGGACGCGCUUCAGUUACUUGGUGGAGAAGAAGGCCCUGUUUUAGAAGUGGUGUGUUCGAGAAUGCGCUACAUUGCUUCGCAGAUAGGUCGUCCAAUCCGUAUCGUGGCACUAUCCCUCCCCCUGGCGGACGCCCGCGACGUGUGGCAGUGGCUCGGCUGCAACGCCAAUUGCGCGUUUAACUUCCACCCCAGUGUGCGUCCGUUACCUUUGGAACUUCAUGUGCAGGGUUUCAACAUAUCACACGCCGCCUCCCGCCUCGCAGCCAUGACCAAGCCAAUAUACAACAGCGUCAUCCGACACGCGGGCUCCAAGCCUGCUGCAGUCUUCGUCCCUUCUAGAAGACACGCCAGACUCUUGGCAGCGGACCUUCUGGCGUUGGCGGCUGCCCACGGGAACCCCACGAGGUUCCUGCACGCCAGACCAGAUCUGGUGCAGCCAUUCCUCAAGAAGAUCCAGGAUAAGAUGCUUCGAGAAACGCUCUCAGCCGGAGUAGCCUACCUGCACGAGGGUGUAUCUCCCAGCGAUCGCCGCACAGCGCAACAACUGCUAGAGUCCGGCGCUGCGCAACUCUGCGUAGUUGCCGCGGAGCUUGCGUUUGCGUUCGCUGCGCACGUGCACACCGUCAUCAUCGCUGAUACGCAUGUGUACAACGGCAAGCUGCACUGCUACGAGCAGUACCCCAUCACGACCGUGCUGCAGAUGCUGGGGCGCGCGUGCAGGCCGCUGGAGGACGAGCAUGCGGUCGGCGUCCUCAUGUGCGCUGCGCACCACAAGACCUUCUUCACCAAGCUGCUCAACGACUGCCUGCCGCUAGAGAGUCAUCUAGACCAUCGUCUGCACGACCACAUAAACGCGGAAAUAGUGACGAAGACCAUAGAGAACAAACAGGACGCUGUGGAUUAUCUGACGUGGACCUUCCUCUACCGUCGCCUGACGCAGAACCCCAACUACUACAACCUGCAGGGGGUCACGCAUCGACACCUGUCAGAUCACCUGUCAGAGCUGGUGGAGACGACUCUGACAGACCUUGAGCAGUCCAAGUGCAUCGCCAUCGAAGACGAGAUGGACGUCCAGCCUCUCAACCUGGGCAUGAUUGCGUCUUACUACUACAUCAACUACACCACUAUAGAACUGUUCAGCUUGUCGCUGACUUCGAAGACCAAGAUCCGCGGCCUGCUGGAGAUCAUAUCCUCGGCCGCGGAGUACUCCGACCUCUGCAUCAGGCACCGCGAGGAGAAUAUCAUCAAGGCGUUAGCGGCCAAAGUCCCUCACAAACCGGCGACGCCGACUGGCGGGGCGGUCAAAUACAAUGAACCUCACGUCAAGGCCCACGUGCUGUUGCAAGCCCACUUGUCCAGGAUGCAGCUACCCGCCGAGCUGCAGGCCGACACCGCUCUCGUUCUCGUCAAGGCGAUUCGUCUCAUCCAAGCGUGCGUGGACGUGGUGUCCAGCAGUGGGUGGCUGUCCCCCGCGGUGGCGGCCAUGGAACUGGCCCAAAUGGUCACACAGGCUAUGUGGGCCAAGGACUCCUACCUGCGACAAUUGCCUCACUUCACACCGGAGCUUGUGCAGCGUUGUUCUGAUAAGGGUGUGGAGACCGUGUUCGACGUGAUGGAACUAGAAGAUGGAGCGAGAGCGAAGCUGCUGCAGCUCUCUCCCACGGAGAUGGCGGACGUGGCGCGAUUCUGCAACCGCUACCCCAACGUCGAACUCACUUACGAGGUGAAAAAUGAGCGUCGGCUGCGCGCCGGCAAACCGAUCGUGGUGGAAGUGUCCCUGGAGAGAGAGGACGAGAUCGUGGGCCCGGUCAUCGCGCCCUUCUUCCCACAGAAACGCGAGGAGGGCUGGUGGGUGGUGAUAGGCGACCCCAAGACCAACACGCUGCUGUCCAUCAAGCGCGUGUCGCUCGGCCGCGCCGCCAAGCUGCGCCUCGACUUCGUGUGCGGCGCGCCCGGUCGCCACACCUACACGCUGUACUUCAUGUCCGACGCGUACCUCGGCGCCGACCAGGAGUACAAGUUCAACGUGGACGUGGAGGACGCCGCCUCCGACUCCAGCGAUUCCGAGUGAUUUGUGUAUUAAAUAAAUAAUUUAA